Messenger RNA from Alternaria incomplexa, 1056 nucleotides. RefSeq lists its product as uncharacterized. The transcript has a single exon. Bases 1 to 1056 code for a protein of 351 amino acids. Lineage: Eukaryota; Fungi; Ascomycota; Dothideomycetes; Pleosporales; Pleosporaceae. The record is from RefSeq and is a predicted model, not a curated record.
AUGGGUCUCGCCCCGAUCGAGUGUCUACCCGUCGAGCUUCUCCAACCCAUCUUCAUCGCCGCCGACCAUAACAUCGCGCUCAUUCAAGCUUCGCAUCACAUCGCAGCAAGACUGUCAUCCGAGUACAUCUACAACUCAACAUGCGACUACUACCUCACUGAGGUACGAGGCAAGCGCGCCGAGCAGACAGCGGCUCAAACCUUUAUCUUCGCCAGCAGAUGGAUGACGUGGGAUUUCUUCAAGUCGUGGAUCGUGCGACGAUUUGAACCCGCAGGAUGUCUCUGUGGCCUGACGACAGAUGAAGGCUGCUUCGACGCCCAGUGGCCGCCCGACUUCCAAGAUGCCACACAGAUGGUCUUCUCUAGAAGUCAUUUUCCUCGGCUCGCUUUUGUGAAGGGACGCCUACCGAAGAAGCUAUUCACGGGCUCGUUGACCCAAGACAAAGUCGAGUUCUUACGAUUCUUACUCUGGAUUACAGCGAUGACUGUCGACUGGACGAACCCUGAAGUUGCGCAUGCGACUAUUACUGCGAGAAAGAAUGCCAUGCUGGAACGCAAUCUUGAGGCAGUAGAGCUGUUCAACCACAAUCGACGCCUAGGCCGACCUGCCGACCUGGACACCGUGCGAUUUGCUGUUAUCGAAGCUGGCUGCGACCGCUCCAUAGUCUAUGACACAAUACUGGUUUCGACCAUGUGGCAUGGCAUCAAACCCGCCCGACACUGCGCCGAACUUUACAAAUGGUGUGAUCGUCAAAAAGUGGAAGGGAACCCGAAAGGGCAAUGGCUGUGGACGAAGCUUGUUCAAUCCUGUAUCGAGAGAAGCCAGGAGGACGCAGAAAAGGUGCACUGUCCGGGUUCGUACCUGGAUGCUAGCGAUAGUUACGACGGUGGGCCAGAAGAUACUCUUACGGUGAGCGAUCUUCGCUGGAACAAGGUAUGUCGAAUUCACAAUCUUUUCGCUACUUCUUUUUCUUUCCCUAGAUCCGUCCGAGAACUGCACGAUGCCGUCGAAGUAUCGACCAGCAGAGUAAGCACAAGGCCCAACUCGCAAUCAUGA